ACCUCCCCCUUUUCCUCCAUCCCAACGCCCCACCUGCCUCAGCAAGCUUGGGGAACUGUGGGGAAUCGAGGGUUUUACGAGGGGGUGGGAGCCAAAAGAGGCGAGAUAUGGCGAUCCAAAAGACAAUUUAAGGACAAUAACUGCCGUUUUUUAAGGAACAAUUUGGGAAAUGUAAAAAUUCAUGGAUAAUUUUCGCAGAAAUUAUCCUAACCUUACCUAACUGUCCACCUAACCUAACCUAACCUUGCCAAAAAAAUAGAAAAUGUAAAAUUUCAUGGAUAAUUUUGGGUGAAAUUAUCCUAACCUUACCUAACCGUCCACCUAACCUAACCUAACCUUGCCCCCAAAAAAUGGAAAAUGUAAAAAUUCAUGGAUAAUUUUGGAUGAAAUUAGCCUAACUUAACAUAACCUGUUAGCCAACACCCCCCUAAACUAUCUUAACCAAACCUAACCAUCCACCUAACUUAACCUUACCAUGAACACUAACCCAGCCUAACCAAAAUGCAGACACUAAAUAAAAAUACCAAAAACCAAAUCAUUGUGAACUUCAAUUCUGAAGGCACCGGAAUAUUAAUUUAAUUACUAUGCCCUUACAAAAGCCAUCCCCACAUUGAAAAUACAGACAUGUUGUAUAGCAAGUACUAUAUCACCUUACAUGAUUGUUUCAAUGAUUAGGAAGGAGGUGGCAUUCUUUACUUUUUCCAUAUAUAUACCAUAUAUAUAUAUAUAUAUAUAUAUAUAUAUAUAUAUAUAUAUAUAUAUAUAUAUAUAUAUAUAUAUAUACAUAUAUAUUAUGUGGCAUAUAACCAAGCAGUCCAAAUCAAGGUUGUCAAUAUCUCGUCAUAUGAUAUUUUGGUUUAAACCACUUUUCAUAUACUGUUAAAUUUUUCAUUGUCUCCUUCCCAAUGCACAGUAAACUGGAAUAGCAGUUGUAAUAUUUUGGAAGUAACAUUUCCUUGAAAUGCUGUUUACUAUUUUUCAUUAGUUAAUUUGUAGAAUAUUCAUUAUACAGAUGUGGCACACAUAGAUAACACUGGUUUACAAAAAAGAUUAUUUUUUUUGCUUUGAGGCAAGGAUGUGAAUAGUUGUUUUUUGCUUAUUUUGAUGUGGUGAAUUCAAAUUUCUGAACAAUUUUGAGCUAUCACCUCUAGUUUUUUUCACAUAUCUUUUUUCAGUUAUACCGUAUAUAAAUUCAAAAUAUAAAGUGUUUAUUACAUCUGUUACAAAGACAUAUUACAAAAAAAAACAACAUAGACACAGAACAUUGAUGAAACUAAAUGAUUUGUAAAACACAAUACACACAAAUCAUAGUACAGUAGACAGUUAGAAGUGAGUUAUUUUGUAUCAUCAUGCAGGAGCAUCCAGCAGAAGUCCUCCAUCAUGAUGGGUUUCCACUAGCCUUGGUAGUUGCUCUCCAUCUUAGUAAUAUCUUGGUGGAACCUUUCUUCAUGCCCAUCACUCACUGCCCCGAGGUUCUGAGGGAAGAAGUCGAGGAAAAAGAAUGAGUCAGAAGGAGAGUGUGAGCGUGAGCCUAGGAGAGGCUGGACCAGGACCUCAGUUGUCCAAGAAAGUGGUCAGGUUCUUCAGCUUGCCAGUUUCUGAAUUUCCUGUCCCCCUGCAGCUAACUUUGUUGACAUCUUUUGUGUUCAUCUUCUACCUCAUGUAUGGAUAUGUUCUGGAACUGAUCUUCACCCUAGAUGGGAUGCAGCCAUAUGGGUGGUACCUGACGCUGGUGCAGUUUGCUUACUACACUCUCUUUGCUCUCAUUCAGUUACUGUUGUCUGGUGAGGGUAUCUCCAGAAAAAUACCUUUGAGGACCUAUGCUGCUAUUGCCUUCCUCACUGUCGGCACCAUGGGAUUCUCCAACUCAUCUGUAGGAUACCUUAACUAUCCUACUCAAGUAAUAUUCAAGUCCUGCAAAUUGAUACCAGUGAUGAUUGGGUCAGUUCUCAUACUUGGGAAGCGUUACUCAUUUGCUGAAGUUUUAGCUUGCAUCUGUAUGAGUAUGGGACUGAUUUGGUUUACUCUGGCAGACUCCACAGUACAGCCAACAUUUUCUAUCACAGGUGUAUUGCUUGUCAGUUUGGCUCUUCUUUGCGAUGCAAUCAUUGGUAAUGUGCAGGAGGGAGCCAUCAAAAAGUACAGUGAAGAAGCAACUCUUGUAGUCUUCUACUCCUACAGCAUUGGUUUCUUCAUCAUCCUUGCUGCCCUUGUGAUGACAAAUCAACUGUUGUCUGCAGUGUCAUUUGCAGCACAGUUUCCCUGGGAGGUGUAUGGGCGUGGAAUGAUGUUGUCGGCUGCAGGAUUCUGCGGUGUGCAGGUGGUCCUCACUCUGGUCACGCUUCAUGGUGCCCUUCUUGCCGUCACUGUCACCACCUGUCGCAAGGCAAUCACUAUAUGUCUCUCUUUCAUCUUCUUCAGCAAACCAUUCACUAUACAGUACAUCUGGGGUGGUUUACUUGUCAUUGCUGGAGUAUAUCUCAAUAUAUAUGGAAAGAAAAACAAAGGCACAACUUUUCUAGUGUCACUGCAGCAGUUAUACAUGGCAGUACAGAGAAGCCUGGGGCCAAAGGUGAGCACUAUAAGGGAGGGUGAUGCCUCAAUGUUUAAUGUGUGACACAAACUACUGCCAAGAGAUGCCAUGUAGUGUGGAUGUGAAAGUAGAAGAACUUCUUGUGCAGUGACUACAGUUCCAUAAUGAUUGAAGGACUUUUUAAUUAUUUUUAAGUGUUGAGAUUUUCAGAGAUUUAAGAUAUGAUGUGUGUAUGAUUCAAGUGAUUUUAUAUUUAUGUGUGAAUGACUUCACAGUGAUAUUUAGUUUGUAUAUAUGGCAAGAAGGUGAUUUUGUUGUGUAUUAGAAUGAGAAAUUUAGUUACCAUAUUUUCAGUAUUAUGGUAGGGUUUCAUGUACAGUACAUACUUAUCCAAAUAUAUCAGUCAAUUUCUUUUAAAUACUCUUCCAAGAGGAUGACAAUGACAUAGAAAUCUUCAUUUAUUCUUGUCAUUGUAUCUCUCUCUCUCUCUCUCUCUCUCUCUCUCUCUCUCUCUCUCUCUCUCUCUCUCUCUCUCUCUCUCUCUCUCUCUCUCUCUCUCUCUCUCUCUCUCUCUCUCUCUCUUUCUCUUUCUCUUUCUCUUAGUUAUUCCAAUUGUCUUCCUCCUCAUUUCACUUGAGAUCAUCCUCUUUUACCCACUGCAUGUGUCAUUCUCAAAUUUACAUUCAUAGUUAUGCAACCCUGCCAUUUUUCUGGGGACCAUACUUAUUUAUGGUGCUGUACCCAAGAAGCUCAAACACACCAGAUUUCACUUUUCACCAUGACAUGUACCAGUUAUACACUGUUGUUACUUUCACAAUCCAUUCUUUACUCAACAUUCUCUCUCUCUCUCUCUCUCUCUCUCUCUCUCUCUCUCUCUCUCUCUCUCUCUCUCUCUCUCUCUCUCUCUCUCUCCUUUAGGGUUUUACAGUAUAAUAAUCCAUAUUGGAUGAGCGAUGGGCACUUGUGGAGAAAGUCUACAUAAAAUGUGAAUAUUAUUAGGGAUUAGUUUCAUAAGCUUUCUGUGGCUUCAGUAUGGUCAUAAAAGGAUUAUUCAUUCUAUGGUGCUAUAAAAUGGAUUCUUAAUGAACUGUAGUACCUGUUGAGUAGUAUUGCAAAUGAGAAAGUCCAAGGUAGAACUAUUUCAAGAAGUUAGAUAAGCUGAUUAAAUUUUCAUGCAUAUCAUUUAAACUGUAUACUGUUUCACUUACUCUCACUCUGUAAUUUGGCCAUUUGAGGACAGGCAAACAUGCUGAGACUGUCAUUGCAUGUUGCUAUUACAUGUUGGGAGUCCUGUGUUCUCAUGUCCUCUUAAAACAAGUGGCAAAAUAAUGUUUUUUUUCAAAAUCUGUAUUUGCUUGUAAGCUCCCAGAUUGUACAUGGUUAAUCAUGUUAAUGUGUCCUCAGAUAUUAAAAUUAUUGAACCACUUCUCAGUAAGAUGAUUGAUUUUUUUUUUAUUAAUGUAUACAUAUUUAUGUUAUAAACUUAAAGAAGUACA
Molecule: messenger RNA, 4029 nt
Organism: Portunus trituberculatus (swimming crab)
Lineage: Eukaryota; Metazoa; Arthropoda; Malacostraca; Decapoda; Portunidae
Gene: Papst2
Product: adenosine 3'-phospho 5'-phosphosulfate transporter 2-like
Exons: 8
Coding region: 1502-2617 (371 amino acids)
Biological process (GO): transmembrane transport
Cellular component (GO): Golgi membrane; endoplasmic reticulum membrane
Molecular function (GO): 3'-phosphoadenosine 5'-phosphosulfate transmembrane transporter activity
Source: RefSeq, a predicted model, not a curated record